Molecule: messenger RNA, 3279 nt
Organism: Hydractinia symbiolongicarpus
Lineage: Eukaryota; Metazoa; Cnidaria; Hydrozoa; Anthoathecata; Hydractiniidae
Product: presequence protease, mitochondrial-like
Exons: 30
Coding region: 9-3062 (1017 amino acids)
Biological process (GO): protein processing
Cellular component (GO): mitochondrial matrix
Molecular function (GO): metal ion binding
Source: RefSeq, a predicted model, not a curated record
UUAUAAAUAUGUUACAUUCUGUCAAAUUUCGACACCUGGUAACAAAGACGGAAACCAAAUUAACUAAUAUUUGCAGGUGUGCACUUGCCUCGAAACGAUUUUUAAAUUCGAAUUCAGGAACAUAUAAAGAGGCAGUAAAAUAUGACAAAGGCUCGAAACUUCAUGGAUACACAAUUCUAGAGUCAGUGGACGUUCCAGAAUAUCAUGCCACAGCGACUUUGUUACGACACAAUCAAACAGGUGCUGAGCAUUUGCAUGUCUAUCGAGAUGAUCAAAAUAAUGUCUUUAGUGUUGGUUUUCGUACAACACCACUGGACAGUUCAGGCGUACCCCAUAUACUUGAGCAUACUGUUCUAUGCGGUUCGAAAAAGUACCCAUGUAGAGAUCCAUUCUUUAAAAUGUUAAAUCGUUCACUUUCUACAUUCAUGAAUGCGUUUACAGCCAGUGAUUGGACGAUGUAUCCUUUCUCCACACAAAACCAUAAAGAUUAUUUCAACUUGAUGUCUGUUUAUCUUGAUGCCACAUUUCAUCCGAAUUUAAAGGAAUUGGAUUUCAGACAAGAAGGUUGGAGAUUGGAACAUUCUGAUCUACAGGACAAGUCAUCUGAUAUCAUGUUUAAGGGUGUUGUGUUCAAUGAAAUGAAAGGUGCUCUGUCAAAUGCAGAGUCGUUGUAUCAUACAUAUCACCAAUCACUUUUACUACCUAGCCACACGUAUGGUUUUGUAAGUGGCGGUGAUCCUCUUCACAUACCAAAUUUAACUUGGAACACAUUAAAAGAUUUUCAUGCUUCACACUACCAUCCCAGCAAUGCGAAAUUUUAUACUUACGGUAAUUUUCCACUUGAGGAGACGUUAUUAAAGGUAGAGGAUGUCUUAAAAAAUUUUCAAAGCAUAUCCCCAGGAACUGAAAUACCAGUUGAACCUAAAUGGACCAAGCCUAGACAUUCAACUAUAACAUGUCCACCAGAUCCAUUAGCUGCUGAUCCCAACAAACAAACUAUUAUAUCUGUUAGUUAUAUGUUGAACUAUAUUGAUGAUCCAUUUGAAUAUUUUGUACUUGGAAUGUUGUCAGCGUUGUUAGUAUCAGGUCCAAACUCUCCAUUCUAUCAAGCAUUAAUCGAACCAAAUAUUGGAUCAGACUAUUCUCCAGUGAUUGGCGUGGACACACAUACAAAGAAUCCAACAUUUGCUGUUGGCUUACAAGGUAUAGAUAACUCAGAUUGUGACAAAGUUGUUGGCAUUAUUGAUGAAACCUUCCGGAACGUGGUUAAUGACGGUUUUGAUGCAUCAAGGAUUGAAUCAAUAUUGCAUGCAGUAGAGUUAUCUAAAAAACAUCAAAGUAGCAACUUUGGAUUGGGGCUGAUCAUGGCUCUGUUUCCAUCAUGGAAUAAAGAUCAAAAUCCAUUAUCUCUUCUAGAUACAAACACUCAAGUUAAACGUUUUAGGGAAACUCUGGAGACAAAUCCAACAUUUCUGCAAGAUAAAAUACAGGAAUACUUCAUGGAUAAUACUCAUCGACUAACUUUGGUGAUGAAUCCAGAGACUAAUUACAAUACGAAAAAAGAGGAAGCCGAACAGAUAUUAUUAGAAGAAAAAAUUAAUGCUUUGACAGAUAAAGACCGGGAUGAUAUUUAUCUGAAAGGGUUAAAGUUAGAUGAACUUCAGAAUACGGUGGAGGAUGUAUCCUUUUUACCAAAGGUGUUAGUUUCAGAAAUCGAUAAAUCUGUCAAAACUACCGAAAUAAAAAACAGAAUGACAGGAAAUAUACACAUCCAAACUUGUGAGCAACCAACCAAUGGAAUUACGUAUUUUCGAAGUAUUGCAACCACGUCAUCUAUACCUUACAUACUCAAACCGUUUCUUCCACUCUUUUGUAGCGUUUUAACAAGGUUAGGUGCAGGUGGACGUGACUACAAGCAGCUUGCACAAGAUAUUGAGCAUACAACUGGAGGAUUGAAUUGUUCACCGCACCUCGUUCCUCAUCAUUCAGACGAAGACUCGUUUGAGCAGGGCAUCCUUAUUUCAUCUCAUUGUCUUGACAGAAAUAUACCUAUGAUGUUUUCCUUGUGGCAAGAUAUUUUGACGGAACCGCAGUUUGAUAAUCCUGACCGUUUGCGUACGCUUAUAAAUUCAUAUGCAAGCGAUCUGGCCAUGUCAGUCGCACAAUCUGGUCACGUAUACGCUAUGGCUGUCGCAGCUAAGAACUUAACUCCAUCAGCACAAAUUGCAGAACUGUUCGGCGGUUUAUCACAGGUGGAGUUUAUGAGAGAGGUUGCUGAAAAAGAGUCUGUAGAUGAUGUCAUCGAAAGUCUGAUGAAAAUAGCGACGUACAUGCUGAAUGCAAACGAGAUGAGGUGUUCAUUAAAUGCAACCAGUGAGUCGAUGCUUGAUUCUGAUGUUGGAUUGGACGGCAUGCUAUCCUCUCUAAAUGUCGUAGGAUUUGAUGACCUGGAUGUAAUAGAGGAUUUAGACUUUAACGCAAAAAGCCAAAACACAUUUAUUGAAAUGGAUUUUCCAGUCAAUUAUGUGAGCCGGUGUGUUCGGGCUGUUCCAUAUACACACAAAGACCAUGCCAGUUUAAAGAUACUGGCCAAAAUCAUAUCAUCAAAAUUCUUACAUAGAGAGAUAAGAGAAAAGGGUGGUGCGUAUGGUAGCGGUGCAAAAAUUGAUGGAGGUGUUUUCUCGUUCUUCUCAUACAGAGACCCGAAUACAACAGCAACAUUAAACGCGUUCGAUGAAUCCGUCAUGUGGGCUGGCGAUGGUAAAUUUACUGAUGAAGAUAUCGAGGAGGCAAAACUAUCUGUUUUUGCAGCAGUAGACAGUCCAAUAUCACCAGGUAACAAAGGCAUGGCAUUGUUUAAGUAUGGUUUAACUGAUGAACUACGACAAGAUAAUCGAGACAAAUUGUUUGCAGCUAGCAGAAACAGUAUAAUUGAUGUCGCACAAAGAUACCUUCUGCCUGGCAAGCAAGUAGAUUGCAAGGCUGUUAUUGGUCCCAAAGAUGAGACUCUAAUCCAAUCAGACACGUGGAAGUCUCCAAUGAAAAUUGAGCUGCCGUCAUGAUACAAUGGUAUGAAACAUGCACGAAAGGGAUUAAUAUUCAACUGUGUGACCUUCUGAAGUUUACCGAAAAAAUUAUUCAAGCAGCUCUAAAAAAAAUUCAAAAUCGAAAAGUUUUGGAUUUCUCAAACAUAGAACUUAAGCUUUUUAUAUUUUUAGUGAAGAGAAUAUUUUAGAACUGUAUUUUGUACUAGAAAAGAAACCUAAAUUCUAUACGCCA